Molecule: messenger RNA, 1382 nt
Organism: Acromyrmex echinatior (Panamanian leafcutter ant)
Lineage: Eukaryota; Metazoa; Arthropoda; Insecta; Hymenoptera; Formicidae
Molecular function (GO): sequence-specific DNA binding
Source: RefSeq, a predicted model, not a curated record
UGCUUAUCUCCAUUAUUAUUUCUAUCAUCAUCAUUAUUAUCCUUAAUGCUGCGCUUUCCUUUUCCUCAACUUAUUCUUUUACAACAUAGAAGCAUCUCCCAGAUGAAUUGAUUGAAUUAUACUUAUAUAUUAAUAUUCUUCCACCUUCACUGUUUCUAAUUUCCACAGUUGUUAAUGAAGCACUCAUCAGAACAAUAGAUACAAAAAGGACUGUUCUACAAUAGAGUCGUAAGCGGUAAGCCAUAAGAAAUUAACUAAUCAUAGUCGAUUAUUCUUCUCACACUUAACUGCGAUUGGCCAAUUUCUUACAGCUUACGACUUACGACCCUAUUGUAGAACAGGCACUCGUAGAAACGAGUGUGUUCUAUUUAGUUGUAAAAGAAGAACUAACUAUAUAAGAAAUGCAGCUAAAAGGAACAGACCAUUGACUAGAAGUUAAGUCAGUAAAUCGAAUAUGCUAUUCUAUGUAUGUUAUAAGUUUAUGACAUUGUGAGCUACAGAAUAUACACUUUUGAUUGUGAUAAUGGUUGGAUAUUGUCGUAUUUGCAAAAUAGGAGUAGGAGAGGAAAUUGAUGUAUCCAUUCAUCGGAUGCCAAAAGAUGAAAAGAUUAAAGCAAUUUGGUUUGAAUUUAUUGGUCGUGAAUUAGGUCCAAACAGUGGAAUUUGUAGCAAACAUUUUAAACAAUCUGAUUUUAUUUACAAAACAUAUGGAAAUGGUGUUAGACGAUUCCUUAAACAAGGAGCAUGUCCAUCUAUAUUACAUGUCUCAAAUAUUAGGAAAAACAUAGAAUUUUCUGGAAAUAUUUCAUCGAGAACUGAAAGAGAUACUGAUCCUGAAAAAAAUAUAAUAAUAAAAGAGGAACAAGAAUGCAUUAUAGAUGAAACUGUAAUAAAUACAGAGAAUUCAAUGGAUAUUCAAUUCAAUAGCGAAACUAAUGAUCCUUUAAUCAUUAUGGAACAUAAUACUAAUUUGGAAACAAGUACAAUAUUAGGAAAUGAGAGACAAGAAUUCAUAAAUAUAGAUGAAACAAUAAAUACAAAUUCAACAGAUAUACAAUUGAAAAGAGAAAUUGAUCCCUUAGCUAUUACAAAACAUGAUACUGAUUUGAAAACAAAUACAAUAUUAGAAAAUAGAAUACAAGAAUUCAUAAAUAUUGAUGAACCAAUCAGUACAAAUUCUAUACAUCACUUAAAAAGAAAAUUAAAUAAUUCCUUAACUAGAAAACGCUUCUACAAUGCAAGAUACAUUGGAGAUUUAUGUCGAGAGGAUUUCACUUCGAAUGAAGCUUGGUAGGAUAAUAUCUUCAUAAUUGAUUCCAAAUUGAAAUUAAAUGUUUCAACUCACUUUGAGACCCUCUUCAGCAAUAUACAAAUACAGUGAU